Molecule: messenger RNA, 1092 nt
Organism: Melospiza melodia melodia
Lineage: Eukaryota; Metazoa; Chordata; Aves; Passeriformes; Passerellidae
Gene: TVP23A
Product: trans-golgi network vesicle protein 23 homolog A
Exons: 7
Coding region: 95-736 (213 amino acids)
Biological process (GO): vesicle-mediated transport; protein secretion
Cellular component (GO): Golgi membrane
Source: RefSeq, a predicted model, not a curated record
GUGGCGAGGGGCAGCCCCGCUCCAGGCGCGCAGGGCCGGCCGGAGCCCGGCCCCUUUUGCCGGGCCAGCUGCGGGCCUGGAGCCGUGGGUCGGGAUGAAGCAGGCGCUGGUGGACGACACCGAGGAUGUGUCCCUGGAUUUCGGGAGCGAGGAGGAGCUGGCGCUGCGGAAAGCGCGGAUCAGGCACCCACUGGCCACCUUUUUCCACCUGUUUUUCCGAGUGAGUGCUAUUGUUACCUACUUGUUCUGUGACUGGUUCAGCAACAGCUUUGUUGCCUGUUUUGUCACUAUUCUCCUCCUUCUGUCCUUUGACUUUUGGUCUGUCAAGAAUGUGACAGGAAGACUCUUGGUUGGUUUGCGUUGGUGGAACCAGAUUGAUGAAGAUGGAAAAAGUCACUGGGUGUUUGAAGCAAAAAGGGUGCCUACAGCAGCUGCCUCAACUGAAGCUGAAGCCCGAAUCUUCUGGCUCGGUCUCAUCAUCUGCCCAGUGAUUUGGACAAUGUUUUUCUUUAGCACCUUGUUCUCCUUGAAGCUGAAAUGGCUGGCUCUCGUGAUUGCUGGCAUCUCCCUCCAGACUGCUAAUUUAUAUGGCUACAUCCACUGCAAGUUAGGAGGACCAAAAACCAUCAGCAGAGUAACCUCAAGGUUGUUUGGCACCACAGAUGUUCCCAAGAGACAGAGCAGGAGAAUUGCAGAAGAUGGCACUGAGGAUCAUGGGAAGACAGGCACUAGGUAACCAAAUAAGGAAGAGCUAAAGGAUGAGCAGUAAAAGAAGUCAUUCAUGAAAGUUGUUCUUUAUGGGAAUAUAUUUACAUAAAGCUCUUCUAGAAUUAUGCCUGCAUGAAAUAAAGUAAUUUGUGUUUCAGUCUUUAGAUCCUGGAAGGUUUAACGCCUUUGUUACUUAAAAGCUUCACCAAAAAAUUGUUUGUGUGAGCACAGACAGUGCUCAUGGUUUACAAGGAGCACGCUGCUUUCAGAAAAGCUGUCAACUAACCUCAAACUGUUGGAUUAUCUUAACCAGAAAUUACAUGUAAUGAAAAUAUGAUGCUGAUUUGUUUAACUAUGGAACUACAAUAAACAAAACCAAACUGC